GUCCCGCCAGUUAAAACCAUCUUCACUUUGCUGCAGACGGAGCUGCGCGACGUGUCGUUGUUGUUGUUGUUGUAGUAGUUGUUGUUUUCACCUUCAAACAUGGCUUCGGUCAACACCUGCCUCAAACUCAUCUUCACCAUCUUCAACAUCUUCUUCGCGAUCGUUGGCGGUGUCAUCAUCGGGGUCGCGCUGCUCUUUCAAGUCGUCACCAGCAUCAACGGAGGAGAAAACCUGGAGGGUCGGCCCACCAUCCUCAUCAUCCUCUACACUCUGGGUGCCAUCACCAUGGUGAUCGCCAUCCUGGGGGCCUACGGCGCCCACCGGGAGAAACAGGCGUGUCUGAUUGUGUUCCUGGUGUGUAUGGUCAUCGGGAGUCUGAUGAUGCUCCGAGCCGGAGUCACCGCCAUUUACGGCCAUCCCCAGGAGGAGCGCAGGCUGGAGGAGCGUUUCCGUGAGCUUCUGCCUCUGGACAAAGCUCCAGAGAACAUUCAGUACAUAGCAGACAGGCUGCAGACACAGCUGCACUGCUGUGGGCUGUUCAGCUACUCGGACUGGGAGGACAACGUCCCCGACAGCUGCCUGUGUGACCCGCAGACGGAGGAGUGUCUGUCGCUCACCUACUCUGACAUGCUGCUGCACAGGAAGUCCGUCUACGCCAAGACCUGCUUCCCCACCAUCGCCCACUUCUUCAGGCUGAUCCUGAACAUCUUCAUGGGGGUCGACUUCACGCUGGCUGCCUUGGCGCUGCUGGGCAUGGUGCUGUCCUCCACCAUCAUCCACCAGAUGCGUUACCCGGGCCGCUCCACCCUCCUGAUGACGGUGCCGGCCAUCUUCACCUUGCCUCCACCCAAAUACCAGGAGCUGCACAACCCCCCCGGAUACUAGAGGGGGCUGCUUGGGUCCUCGGAUGCCAAAGUGCCUUCUGGGAACUGUUAACCACUGGGGUUCUUAUUCAGUUAGCGUAGAGACAAUCUGAUUGGUUGGUGCAGUGUGGGGGCGGGGCUUAUUGGGCUUGAUAACAUUAUUUUUAGUGUAGAAAGCAAACCUUCACUUCCUCUCUGGUUAUUAUUCUUAUUUUAAUUCCAUCAAACUUAACUCUUUCCUGAAUAUCUUCUAAACUACACAUUAAAACUUAAUUUAUUUUCUGACCAACCAAAGACCAAAGACAAAUUAUUUUGUGUGUAUGUAUUUACCUCGUGUAGGGUUUGUUAAAUGUCUUUUUCUGUUAAACAGUUUGCCAUAAUGAUAUAAAAACUGAUGACGCUGAGGCUUUUAUUUUGAAAAAUGAGAACCGCUUUGAGAGAGUUUCUGAGGAACAAAAAUGCAACAAGGUUUCUUAUUUUUAUAAUUAAAGUAUAUUUCAAUAAAUGGAGGAAGGAAAAGGGAAAUAAUAGUUUGUAUCUUUAGAUUUUCUGCUUGAACUGAUGAUUUCAAAAUAAAAGAUCAAACAUUA
Messenger RNA from Pungitius pungitius (ninespine stickleback), 1453 nucleotides. Its product is annotated as tetraspanin-8-like. The transcript has 9 exons. NCBI's taxonomy places the organism in Eukaryota, Metazoa, Chordata, Actinopteri, Perciformes, Gasterosteidae. The record is from RefSeq and is a predicted model, not a curated record. Bases 100 to 885 code for a protein of 261 amino acids. Gene Ontology annotation, cellular component: plasma membrane.